Messenger RNA from Mangifera indica (mango), 3004 nucleotides. Its product is annotated as probable LRR receptor-like serine/threonine-protein kinase At4g37250. The transcript is spliced from 2 exons. The record is from RefSeq and is a predicted model, not a curated record. Gene Ontology annotation, molecular function: protein binding; ATP binding; protein kinase activity. Lineage: Eukaryota; Viridiplantae; Streptophyta; Magnoliopsida; Sapindales; Anacardiaceae. The coding region runs from base 559 to 2904 and encodes 781 amino acids. Gene Ontology annotation, biological process: protein phosphorylation.
AAUUUUAAUCCAUUGCUAUAUUUUUUAUAUCUGAUAAAUAUGAAGCAGUUAAGUCAUUGGGAUCACAUACAAUUCUUAAAGAUUUAUCUCGAUAUUUACAAAGUCUACCUGAUGGCUAGACCGGUAAAACACUCCCAAUCCCAAGCCACUGCUUUCAGAGAGAUGGUGGUGAAUAAAUAUAAUACAGAAAAUGAAUGGAAAUGGUUUAUAAAAGUCAAUCUUUCAGAUGACUGCAACUUUCCAACUUCAUCUACGUGUCUUGUAGUAGCAAAGAUGCUAUUCGCAGCACAUUGUCUUGUUUCUUAAAUGUUCCUGACAGAGCAUUUAAGCAGUUUCUUCGCAAAACCUUAAUUUGUAUCGUACUGCAGUGCAGAUUUUGUCAUCAACAAGUUUUCUUUCUGGUGAGCUGUGUCUUGCGUUCCUCCGCACUUCAUUUAUUUUUUUAUUUUAAUGACUUCCAUUCACAUGGCAUCUCAUCCCUCAUCAUGUCACUUACUCUUUUUUCUUUCUCUCUCUUUGUUCUUUGACAGGAGAGAUGUGGUUUCGGUUUGAGGAGUCAUGAGCUCUUCCAGUGUUAGUUUUAGUUUCCAUUUAUGGUGCAGAGUUCUUUUUGUUCUUGUAGUUACAUUUUCUGUUGUUUAUAAAUCUUUUGGGGUAAACCCGGAUAGUGUUCUCUUGCUUUCUUUUAAGUACUCGGUUUUCAGUGACUCUCUUAAUGUUCUGGAGAGCUGGAGCUUCAACGAUGAAUCUCCAUGUUCCUGGAAUGGAGUUACAUGUGCAUCUCCAGGAACGGGAUACUCCUCCUCUCGUGUGAUAAGCUUGUCCCUUCCAAAUUCUCAGCUUCAAGGUUACAUUCCAGCGGAUUUGGGCUUGAUAGAAUACCUGGAAAAUCUUGAUCUAUCUAACAAUUCUUUAAAUGGGUCUCUUCCUUUCUCGCUUUUCAAUGCUACCCAGCUUCGCUUCCUGGAUUUGUCAAGUAACUUGAUCUCCGGUGAGUUACCGGAGUUUAUGGGAGGGCCAUACAAUCUUCAAUUUCUUAACCUUUCUGAUAAUGCCAUGGCGGGAAAGCUGCCUACCAGUCUCACUACUUUGCAAAAUCUAACUGUUGUUUCUUUGAGGAAUAAUUACUUCUCUGAUAGUCUACCAGGUGGAUUCAACUAUGUUCAAGUUCUAGAUCUGUCUUCAAACCGAUUCAAUGGAUCUUUGCCUCCUGAUUUUGGAGGCAACAAUCUUCGUUAUAUGAAUCUCUCUUGCAAUAACAUUUCAGGAGAAAUUCCACCAGGAUUGUCAGAGAAAAUUCCAGGUAAUGCGACAAUUGAUCUUUCGUUCAACAAUCUUACAGGAAAGAUACCGGAAACCAGUGUUUUUUUGAACCAAGAAAGGAGUUCAUUUUCUGGAAAUUCCGAUCUGUGUGGUGAACCAACUAAUAAUCCCUGUCCAAUCCCUUCUUCACAAUCUUCUCUUCCCAAUGGCUCUGCGCCUACUUCUCCUCCUGCAAUUGCAGCAAUGCCCAAAACCAUUGACUCAAACCACCGCUCCGUCCCCGCUGGGCCUGGCCAAGGCUCAAAAGGACUCCGGCCAGGAACCAUAAUAGGCAUUGUCUUUGGAGAUGUUGCAGGAAUUAUAAUCCUUGCAGUGGCCUUCUUCUAUGUGUACCGCGUAAUAAACAAGAAGAACGUCGAGUCUACACUGAAGAAAGAAACGAGUGCAGCUAAAGAUACGUUGUCAUUGUCUUCAUCCUCAUCCUCAGAGUCAAAAGGGUUCACAAGAUGGUCAUGUUUACCCAACGGAGGAAACGACGGCGAGGAAGAUUCAGACACCUCAGUUUCCGAUACAGAGGAGCCCCAAAGUGGGCGAAAAAGUCUGGACAAUCAACGGCAACAACUGCAUGAUCAUAACAAGAAAGGGAAACUGGUAACCCUUGAUGGAGACAAAGAGCUCGAGCUCGAGACUUUACUCAAAGCUUCAGCUUAUAUACUUGGAGCUUCUGGUUCCGGUAUAAUGUACAAGACAGUUCUUGAAGACGGGACAACAUUUGCGGUUCGCAGAAUUGGUGAGAGCAGUGUUGACCGGUUCAGGGAUUUUGAGACCCAGGUCCGAGUCAUCGCCAAACUGGUGCACCCCAAUCUGGUUCGUAUACGUGGCUUCUACUGGGGAGUUGAUGAGAAGCUGAUUAUUUAUGAUUAUGCCCAAAAUGGCAGCCUUGCCAACGCUCGUUACAGAAAAGUUGGCUCAUCUCCUUGCCAUCUACCAUGGGAGGCCCGGCUGAAGAUAGCCAAAGGAGUGGCCCGUGGGCUUGCCUUCCUCCAUGAGAAGAAGCAUGUGCACGGAAAUUUAAAGCCCGCAAACAUUCUUUUGUGUGGUGAUAUGGAACCCAAAAUUGGCAAUUUCGGGUUGGAAAGGCUUGUAACAGGCGACACAAGUUACAAAGCAGGGGGAUCAGCCCGAAUUUUUGGUAGCAAGAGGUCUAUGGCUUCACGUGAUAGCUUCCAAGAUCUUGGGCCUGGACCCAGCCCGAGUCCAAGUUCUCUAGGGGGCAUAUCGCCGUACCAUGCACCUGAGUCGCUGAGGAGCCUAAAGCCUAAUCCGAAGUGGGAUGUGUACUCAUUUGGGGUCAUACUGCUUGAGCUACUAACUGGGAAGGUUAUAAUAGUUGAUGAGUUAGGGCAGGGAAAUGGGCUUGUUGCGGAAGAUAAGAACCGGGCUUUGAGGCUGGCAGACAUGGCGAUAAGGGUUGAUUUAGAGGGCAAAGAAGAAGCCUUAUUGUGUUGCUUCAAGCUAGGGUACAAUUGUGCAUCCCCUAUCCCACAAAAGAGACCGUCAAUGAAAGAAGCACUUCAAGUUCUUGACAAAUUCCCAUCUUCAUCUUCAUCUUCACAUUUAUUGUACUUUUCUGGUCACUAAUGAAAUAAGCAUAAAUUUACCCUUUGUAGAGAAUUAUGCAUGUAUGUAUGUAUGUAUGUAUAAUUGACUAAUACAUCUUUGUUCAAGGUUUGGAUUGUAA